Diospyros lotus (date-plum) is the source of this 1459-nucleotide messenger RNA. Its product is annotated as probable pectate lyase 4. Gene Ontology annotation, molecular function: pectate lyase activity. NCBI's taxonomy places the organism in Eukaryota, Viridiplantae, Streptophyta, Magnoliopsida, Ericales, Ebenaceae. The record is from RefSeq and is a predicted model, not a curated record. The coding region runs from base 97 to 1233 and encodes 378 amino acids. The transcript is spliced from 5 exons.
AUAUAUCCGUUUCUUUGUAAAAUUUAUUCGCCGGUUUCUGGUACGGUAGUGCGUGUGGGUUCAAUGAAGUGUCGGUCGGUUUCAGCUUGAGAUUCAAUGGGAAACCACGGCAGUUUCUCCGCCGGGCGCCGCCGCCAUAACCGCCACGGCACCGCCGGCUUUCCUCCACCACCAAAAUCGGAGCCUCCAGCCUAUAAGUAUGGCAUCGCAGCUCACGAGCUUCCUCACAGCUCGGCCUCGUCGUCCAAUUCCGCUAUGGCUUUGCCGUACGCUCACGUCGAUUCCUCCUUGCGAGCCCUAGCAGGCCAAGCCGAGGGUUUCGGCCGCUGCGCCGUUGGUGGUCUCCACGGUCCCCUCUUCCAUGUCACUACUUUGGCAGAUGAUGGGCCGGGAUCACUUCGUGAAGCUUGCCGGAGGAAAGAGCCUCUAUGGAUUGUCUUUGAAGUUUCAGGAAUUAUUGAUCUCAAAUCAUACUUGAAUGUGUCAUCUUAUAAGACUAUUGAUGGACGGGGACAAAAGAUAAAGCUAACAGGGAAGGGUUUAAGACUGAAGGAAUGUGAGCACAUAAUUAUAUGCAACCUAGAGUUUGAAGGUGGUAGAGGGCCUGAUGUUGAUGGCAUUCAAAUAAAACCCAAUUCAAAGCAUAUAUGGAUAGAUCGUUGCAGCCUUCGUGAUUUUGAUGAUGGAUUGAUAGAUAUCACUCGAGGGAGCACAGAUAUUACCAUUUCUAGAUGCCACUUCUCAAAGCAUGACAAAACUAUGCUUAUUGGAGCUGAUUCUUCUCACACUGGUGAUAGAUGCAUUAGGGUGACAAUUCACCAUUGCUUUUUUAAUGGUACACGACAACGGCAUCCUCGUGUCAGGUUUGGGAAAGUACAUCUAUAUAAUAAUUACACACGAGACUGGGGCAUUUAUGCUGUAUGUGCCAGCGUAGAAUCACAGAUAUAUUCACAGUGCAAUAUAUAUGAAGCUGGAGCGAAAAAGGUGGCUUUCAAGUAUCUAACAGAGAAGGCUGCUGAUAGAGAAGAAGCAAGUAGCGGCUGGAUAAAGUCGGAGGGCGACCUUUUCUUAAAUGGAACUCAGCCUGGUUUGUUGCCCAUUGCAAGUGCAGAUUGCAUAUUUCGCCCUAUCGAACUCUACCCCUCAUGGACCGUGGAACCCCCAACAAACGAUCUGAAGAAAGUUCUCCAACAUUAUACCGGAUGCCAGUGCAUCACACGGCCUACAGAAUAACACAAAGUUCAACCGGGAACAGUAUGUAUAUUGAACAUCCAUAUCACAUGAGAGCAUGUACUUCUGCAGGAACUUGUCUUACAGAUUUGUUUUAUGCCUACGGCUAGAGUGAGUCUGACUUGUUUAUCAUACCACACCCUAUAUGUGAUCUAGUAUUUUCCAGCAUGUCAACCAACUCAUCCAUCUUUCUACACUGUCAAUAUAAAUAAACUUAGCCAUUUCUAAC